AUGCUUCUCUACGUUUUCGCACUGAUACCCCUCUACGUGCUCGUAUGGGGGCCUCUUUCUCAAAUCAUCUAUGGUCGUCAAUCUGCUCUUCAUGAACCUCUCAAUUUGAACUCUUCACUCAUCGCAAGUGAUGAACCCCUAUUUUGUCCGGAAGAUAGUUAUAAAACGUUUAUUAUUAGUCGAGAACCACUUAUGAUAUAUAUUGAGGGAUUUUUGAAGGCGAAUGAGAGUAAACAUUUGGUGGAUGUUAGUGAACCGCUCUAUAAACCGUCUACCGUUUCUCAUGGUCAGGAAGUUACGGUUGAUACUUCGGUGCGAAAUUCUGAAGUAGCAGUACUAGAGAGAGAUGAGGUGGUUAGGUGUAUUGAGCAUAGAGCGAGAGCAUUCCAGGGGUGGAGGGGUGAGAUGGGGAUCGAGAAGUUGAGGACGCAGAGGUAUGGGGUUGGGGGUCAUUAUGGGAUGCAUUUCGAUUGGAGCGGAGGCAAACGUGGCAUAGACCGAAUAAGUACUUUCAUGGUCUACGUCGAUGUAUCCUCUGAUAUCAAAGGUGGAGGAACGGAAUUCCCACGUAUCGUGGGACCAACAGGAGGAAGGUGGGAGGAGUUCCUCGAUACUACCGAAGCGUUAGAUCCGAGAAGUGGAAAAAAUGUAACAGUAGAAGGAGUGAUAUUCAAACCUAUCAAGGGAAAUGCCGUAUUCUGGGAAAAUACUGACAGGAAUGGAAGGGGAUAUGAGGAAACAUGGCAUGCUGGUCUACCGGUAGAAAAGGGCUCGAAAGUGGGGUUGAAUAUUUGGAGUUAUGGGAGAACCAUUAGAUGA
This is a messenger RNA of Botrytis byssoidea, 819 nucleotides long. RefSeq lists its product as uncharacterized. The coding region runs from base 1 to 819 and encodes 272 amino acids. Gene Ontology annotation, biological process: peptidyl-proline hydroxylation to 4-hydroxy-L-proline. Gene Ontology annotation, cellular component: endoplasmic reticulum. Lineage: Eukaryota; Fungi; Ascomycota; Leotiomycetes; Helotiales; Sclerotiniaceae. Gene Ontology annotation, molecular function: iron ion binding; procollagen-proline 4-dioxygenase activity; L-ascorbic acid binding. The record is from RefSeq and is a predicted model, not a curated record. The transcript is spliced from 3 exons.